AUCAGCUAGCACACCUUCGUGUUCGUGUGCUUCAUUUCUUCCUCGCCGAUCGACGCGGGCGCAGUGCAGCGCGAGCGGGGCGCAGCAUAUCCUGAAGAUUUUGUUCCAGGCGCUUUCAGUUCCAUAUCGCUCUCGAUCUCCAUCCCAAGUCAGUCUAUAAAUCCGGCGCCCUCCACAGUUGCUUCCUCACUGCAUCCACACCCAAGAACAGCGAGUGUACCCAGCUCAAGGGGCGCGAGCUAGGUUUUGCUUGCACUGGCUCUCAUGGCCUGCCUCCUCGUCCUCGUCGUCGCCGCCGCGGUUCUCACGGCUCCACCAGGGAAGCUGGCGCAAGCUGCCCGGACGACGUCGCCGGAGGCCUUCUGGCGCGCCGCCCUCCCCAACGCUCCCAUGCCGGAGUCCGUCCGGGAGCUCCUGCGCCCUGGUAUGCACGCAGAGGUCAAGCCUCCAAGCGCUGACAGCCUCAAAGCUCGCGACGACGACCCGCCUCCCAUGAACUUCAACUACGACGACUACCGGGCCUCGUCCUCGAUGUCGCCUCGGGACGAGGCCGACACCGCUCCCGCUGCCAAGGCGGUGGAACACGCCUCCUCCACUGCCAAGGCGGUGGAGCACGCCGGCGGCGCCCGGAACGCCGCCACGGACGACGUCGGCGGCGACAUCGCCCGCGUGCCGCCGCAGGCGGCGGUGUUCUUCCUGGAGGAUGCGGUGCGCGUCGGCGGGAGCCUGCCGUUCCCGCGCGCGGCGCCCCACGGCGAGGCGGCGGCGGCGGAUCAGCAGGCAGCCCCGCUGGAGCUGCGCACCGUCCGCGCCGUUCGCGCCGUCGAGGGGUCCAGCUUCGUGCUGUGCCGCGGCGGGGCGCCCGGCGGCUCCGCCGCCGGCGGCGCCGUGUACGGGUGCCGCGGGGUCGUCGGCCCGGCGAGGGCGUACGUGGUGGACGUUGCUGCCGGGGAGCGCGGGGACGCGGUGAUCGCGAGUGUCGUGUGCCACGCCGACGACGGCGCGUCCAAGUCGAAGCUGGGGCACGCGGCGGCGGCUCUCCGCCUGCUCGACGUGAAGCCCGGCGGCGUGGCGGUCUGCUACGCCGUGCCCGACGCGCAGAUACUCCUGGUUAAGAGCAACAAGGACCCGUCCCCGGCGUAAUACAUGCUGGCGCUAUGAACUUGUGAUGCAGCAACGCUACUAGUACUACAUCAUUUGUAACGGUGUCGUGUUUGUUUUUUCCUUUUGGCGAAGAGCACGUGUGUCAGUGUGCUUCUCCAUGUACUUUUUUUUUUAAUUUGGUCGAGUGUAUGUGCUCUCUCUAGAGUGAGGAACGUCAGAAUAAAGGCCGGGUCCAUCUUCUUAUAAAAUGCAUAAAUAUUUUCA
This is a messenger RNA of Panicum virgatum (switchgrass), 1368 nucleotides long. RefSeq names its product BURP domain-containing protein 15-like. Lineage: Eukaryota; Viridiplantae; Streptophyta; Magnoliopsida; Poales; Poaceae. The transcript has 3 exons. The record is from RefSeq and is a predicted model, not a curated record. The coding region runs from base 265 to 1143 and encodes 292 amino acids.